Molecule: messenger RNA, 3045 nt
Organism: Torulaspora globosa
Lineage: Eukaryota; Fungi; Ascomycota; Saccharomycetes; Saccharomycetales; Saccharomycetaceae
Gene: HOS4
Product: Hos4p
Exons: 1
Coding region: 1-3045 (1014 amino acids)
Cellular component (GO): nucleus; cytoplasm
Molecular function (GO): protein binding
Source: RefSeq, a predicted model, not a curated record
AUGGGAGAGCCUGGUGGUCCUUCUGUGAAGAAGAGAUCUUUAAGCAGCUACCUGUCGAAUGUAAGCUCAAGAAGAGAAGAACUUGAAAAGUUGAAGAAACAACAGGUGGAAGAGAAGCUAGAGGAAGAGAAGCUAGAGGAAGAGAAGCAAGACGACGAAAACCAAAGGUUACAUCUUCAGCAGCCAGAGCAAAAUGAGCAAGUUUCAGAACGAGACAGGCAGCAUGCUUGUGAAAAGAAGGCCGAUGACGUACUUCAGGAAAUCGAUCAGAUUAAGCAUCAAGAAGAGCAGGAGAUUGAUGGUGUAUAUGACGGCGCUCGAAAACAGAACUCAGAGGAUGUGAUUGAUGUAAAGGCCAAUGAACAGGAUGCACGAGAUCGAGAAACCAAAAACGAGCGCAGUGAGGACCUCCAGACGUCUAAUGGACCGCUAGAAAUAUCGAGGUCUCCACUUGAUCUGCAGAAAGAUAGUACCAAGUCAAAGUCUCUGACAAGAGAGGAUUUACACUCAUUGCUCAAAGAACCAGACGGACAGAAUGAUCCCGAGAGCGAAAGGCGCGGCAUGGAUUCGGGCCGAGCACCAAAGGUGAGGCACAACGAUAGUGAUGAAGACAUUGAAAGUGACGCUCCCACUGAGCCAGCGUCUCCUCCCAAACCACGGCGAAGACGUCUCAUCAGAGGCGACAAAUUGCAAUCAAUGUCUCCCAGCCACUCGACAUUCGACAACGAGUCUGACUCUGAGCUGUCCGACAUCGAUGAGCUCAAAAGCAUCCAUAUAUCUAGUAGCAUCAUUCAUGGGGAUUCAUCUCCACUGAAGAGCACACAGGAAGAUCUUCGCCGAAAACGGCUGGCGUCUUCUCCAAGAAUUGAAAAAAGGUAUUCCGGCUCACCAAGGCAGUUAAAGCCUGAUAUUUCAACUCCCAGGAUCGGAAGACACAAGAAAGGAGUUUACAGAGACGCAGGCGGCAGGACAAAACUCCAAAUUUCUUGCGACAAAGGAAAUUAUGAUCAAGCUAGAAAACUUAUAAAGGAGGAAAACUACGACGUCAAUGACCAGGACAAUGCAGGAAACACGGCAUUGCAUGAGGCAGCUUUGAACGGUCACCUGGAUAUAGUAAAGCUUCUGACUGAAAGCGGUGCGGAUGUCAACAUACAGUCUUUCGAGAUGUUCAAAGAUACGCCACUGAUUGAUGCCUCGGCUAAUGGCCACCUCAACGUGGUAAAAUAUCUAUUAGCCCACGGAGCGGAUCCAACAAUAUGCAAUGCCAAGGGAUUGACUGCUUUCGAGUCGAUUGAAGAGGACUCAGAUCUGGAUGAGAACGAACAAGAAAUUGUCUCAGAAAUCAAAAAACACCUAAUGUCUGCUGCCAAGAAUUGGAAGAGUGAGAAGGCUACACAAAAUGCCGCUAAAGAGAAACACGACAAGAACUCAACGCAGCGACUUCAAGCAUCUGAGGAGUCGCUGGGCGACUUUGAGUUUUUUUGGACUGACAUCACAUCGAGGGCUGGAAAGCAGAAAUUACUUAAGGCUUCAAAGGAAGGAAAACUGUCAUAUAUCGGUUCCUAUUUGGAAAAUGGGGGACGUGUCGAUCUCAGAUCAUUUUUCGAAGCAGUGAAGCUGGGCCACGAGGACGUUGCGAGCUUAUUCUUAGCUUUUGGAGCUCAAGUCAACGCUGUUUCUAAAGAGGGGACUACUCCAUUAAUUUCGUCCGUCGGUAGAGGUCAUGUUGGCACCGUGAAGCUUCUACUGGAAGCGGGCGCCGAUCCAAGGAAGAAGGAUAAAAAUGGACGCACAGCGUUGUAUUACGCUGAGAACAGUCCCAUGGGAGUAGUAGAUGCAGAGGAAGUAUCCUUGAUUCGCAAAGCAUUGCAGGACAGUGGUGCCACUGCCGAGGAGAUGGCGAAAGGAGUGGAAAAGGUCAAAAACUUUAAACAAGAGCAAAUUGAAAGCUCAACCAAUAGACGAACCUGGAAGAAGGAAGAAAACAAUGAGGAAGACGAUGAGGAUGAUGAUGAGAACGUAAUAAACGUAGGUAGGAAGAGGCGUACAGUAUCUCCGGAUCGUUCUGAGACGAAGCGGCAAACUCCAUCAAUUCAGCCAGUGAAGUCAACUCUGGCUGAAUCGCCUGAGCACAUGGAGACACCAGAGGACGUGUCCGAGACGCCUAGUCUAGAACCUGAAACUAUCAAGACACAAGAGGAAACACCGGAAGAGAGGGAGCUGCGUUUGAAAGCUGAGGAAGAGUACAUACAACGAAGGCUCCAAAACAAGAGAAGGAAAGAGCAGGAGCUACUCAAGAAACUGGCGCUUGAUGAGGAGAAGAGAGAGAAAGAAAGAGCCGAGCAAAAGAUAAAAGAAGCCGAAAAGAUGGCAGAGGAAGAGCGAUUACGACAAAUCGAGCUCGAUAAUCACGAGAAGGAACUCGAAAUACUUCGCAGACGCGAGAUACGAUCGUUCUACCCUCUGGGACUGAGGCUGAUCGAUUUCAAUGACAAAACAGACCAAGAUGAUUUUCUACCGACGUACUUUGUGAAGCUUGGUGAGGACCAGUCCAAGUACGUUCUAGAUCUGCAGCUUUGCGUCAUACUGAAAAACCCAGGGUUCAUCUCGCAGCUUGCAAACAGCGAGAAGAUCCCGGUUGCUAUGAGACACAGAAAACAGCUGUGGAACAUCCUGAAGACCACAUUCCUAUAUGGCGGACCCAAGAACAGACAUCUGCUCAACUGGGAGGCGCUAAAUAUCCAAUCGCGAAUGCAUUUCGAACUCCAAGAAUACAACAAAUUCUCCAGCCUACCCAUGAACUGGAUCAAGACACAGGACAUUCCAUUCGAUGAUCCCGACACAAGACGUCGCGUACAACAAGACAUGGUUCAAAUAGCACUGGCGGACGACAGCGACGACACUGCUACAUCAAACGUACCAAGAGGCUCUGCCAAACCAUCUCCGCGUCAUGCUACGCACUUGCCCGCACUACCAAACAAGUUCCAGAAAAGACACACAGUGUCCCAACUACUGCAAGACUACAACUGCCAAUCAUUCUGGUGA